Scomber japonicus (chub mackerel) is the source of this 7747-nucleotide messenger RNA. RefSeq names its product retinoid x receptor, beta a (gene rxrba). Gene Ontology annotation, molecular function: nuclear steroid receptor activity; nuclear receptor activity; retinoic acid-responsive element binding. Bases 197 to 1609 code for a protein of 470 amino acids. The transcript has 13 exons. The record is from RefSeq and is a predicted model, not a curated record. Gene Ontology annotation, biological process: cell differentiation; anatomical structure development; response to retinoic acid. Gene Ontology annotation, cellular component: nucleus; RNA polymerase II transcription regulator complex. Lineage: Eukaryota; Metazoa; Chordata; Actinopteri; Scombriformes; Scombridae.
ACACACACGGGGCCUAACAGUCGCCACAUCUUUUCAUGCGAAGAAGCUGUGCUGCUAAAACACCCUUUUUUGGUUUCCCAAAACAACUCCGGCCCGGGCCUCAGUCCGCGGUCUAGAGUUUGAUAUCAGGCUGUUUGAGAGUGAAGCACACCGGUGUGUAGCUGCCAGCCAGCGCCUGUAACCCCCAGCCACCAUCAUGGGAGACAGUAGAGAUUCCCGCAGCCCAGACAGUUCGUCUGUGUCCUCCCCCCCGUCUGGCCAGCGCUCACCCCCACUGGUUCCCUCAGCUGCAGCUUCCAUGACCUCCCUUCCUCCCAUCACCUCCGCCGGAGUCAACAGCCCCAUCAGUAGCAUUGGUUCCCCUUUCUCCGUCAUCAGCUCUUCGCUAGGCUCACCCUGCCUACCCGGCACACCGUCAGUAGGCUACGGCCCCAUUAGCAGUCCGCAGAUCAACUCAACAGUGUCCAUGUCAGGACUCCAUGCAGUGAGCAGUUCAGAUGAUGUGAAACCUCCUUUGGGCUUGAAGCAGCUGUCAGCCCACAGCCCAGGCCCGAUGCUUUCCCAGAAACGCCUUUGUUCAAUCUGCGGAGACAGAUCUUCUGGUAAGCACUAUGGUGUCUACAGCUGCGAGGGUUGUAAAGGUUUCUUCAAACGGACAGUGAGAAAAGACCUGACCUACACCUGUCGGGACAAUAAAGACUGUAUGGUGGAUAAGAGACAGAGGAACCGCUGCCAGUACUGCCGCUACCAGAAGUGCCUGGCCAUGGGCAUGAAGAGAGAAGUGGCCAAGAUGAACGACAGAUCUGUUCAAGAGGAGCGGCAGAGGAACAAGGAGCGGGAGGGUGAAGUGGAGUCGACCAGCGUGGUGAAUGAGGAGAUGCCGGUGGAUAAGAUUUUGGAGGCUGAGAUGGCCGUAGAGCAGAAGACAGAGCUGCACGCAGAUGGAAGUUCAGGAGGAAGCUCUCCCAACGAUCCCGUCACAAACAUCUGUCAGGCAGCAGAUAAGCAGCUCUUCACCCUGGUGGAGUGGGCCAAGAGGAUCCCUCACUUCUCUGAGCUGCCGCUGGAUGACCAAGUCAUCUUGCUACGUGCAGGUUGGAAUGAACUCCUGAUUGCGUCGUUCUCCCAUCGCUCCAUCUCGGUGAAGGACGGGAUCUUACUGGCGACCGGCCUUCACGUCCACAGGAACAGUGCUCACAGUGCGGGUGUUGGAGCCAUCUUUGACAGGGCGCACAAUGCCGAGGUUGGGGCCAUAUUUGACAGGGUUUUGACAGAGCUUGUGAGUAAGAUGAGAGACAUGCAAAUGGAUAAGACAGAACUGGGCUGCCUGCGAGCCAUUAUCCUCUUCAACCCAGAUGCCAAGGGUUUGUCCAACUCCAGUGAGGUGGAGCUCCUGAGAGAAAGAGUGUACGCAUCUCUCGAGACUUACUGCAAACAGAAAUACCCCGACCAGCAGGGCAGGUUUGCAAAGCUCCUCCUCCGGCUCCCAGCACUGCGCUCCAUCGGUCUAAAGUGCCUGGAGCACCUGUUCUUCUUUAAACUGAUCGGUGACACGCCCAUCGACACCUUCCUGAUGGAGAUGCUGGAGGCACCUCACCAGCUCACCUAGAGGAGCCAGCCAGGUUCAGUCCGGUCAGGAUCCGAUGCACACCAGGAUUACCUACAGCCUGCCCCCCCGUUGGGUCGCUGGCUCUUGCCAUUGGGCUUCACUUAAACUGCAGCACCUGCUGGUUUUAAUGUACCAGCUCUUACACUUAUACACACACAUACUGUAGACCUACACACACACAUGUUCCCUGUCACCGGCUAAUUCUCCACACACACACACACACACACUGUUAUAUGCAGAUCCUAACUUGCAGAAAUGAAUCGACAUGCAUAACUAUUACACAGGAUAUGGCUCUGAAUGAACAGUAUGCUAAUACAUACACACACAUACAUGCAAACAAACUCCUCACAUUUGCACCCUCUUCUCCCAUACUCAGUUUUCCCCCGUAGGGGUUAAGACUCAAGGAAUAUAUUUCCCCUUUUUAUUACAAAAUUACAGCUAAUGUCUUAAUUUUAAUUUAGCCUUCAGUUUUCACAUCUUCAUCUCACAGUGGGUUUUUGCUUCUGCAUAUCUGGUGUACUUCCCCUGUUUUUACCUGGUUACACAGCUAGCUGCACCUCUGUAUAUUGUAUCCAUCAUUAGUCGGUUAGUUAUCCAUGUAUGGUUUUAGCUUAAAAUCAGGUGCGUAGCAUUUCAAUCAACUGUCCACCAUCAAACAAAUUGACUUCUUAUUGGUCAGGAAGUGUCCUAUAACGGACAGGCAGACACACCCUCCCAGUGAGUUCAUCCAAUCGUGUUAACCUUAAAAUAUUUUAUGUUUUUUUUUUUUGAAUAUUCAUGCUGAAACUUGUUUGAGUUUCUAUCUUGAAGUACUGUACUCAUGAAAUGAGAGCUUUUUCCAAGGCAUUGUAAUCCAGGAAAAGGGGGCUGGGAGCACUUUGUUGAAAAGACAGACUUUGUCCUUCCCACCCUGAUGCGCACAGUGGGCUUUGUAAGACAAGAAGAAUGACUUGAAUUUUCUUUUCUUUUCUUUUUUUCCUUUUGCUUUGAUUUGAUUUUAUCCUUUUCACUACUUUGGCAGUUGGUUGGCAUUUUGAACAGUUUGAGGCUCACAGAAAGUACAGCUUCAUGCAAGAUAAAAUAGUAUUUGUUUCUCUUGUAUCUCCCGUUCCUCCAAAUCCCCCCUUUCCUGGUGGUCAUUUAUGCACUUUUUGUGAGUUGUAACUGUGUAAAUGUUCCUGUUUUCUCAAAAUGACCAUCUAUUCUCAGACACCUAAGAUGACCUUGAAGGUACUAUGUGUAGGGUUUUCUCAUUAUUGCAUCAAUUUCAAAUCAGAUGAAAUGAUUUGAUUUAGGCUUUGCAGAAUAAUUUGCUACUUCCUGUACAGAUGAUAACCAGGUUUGGGAAUUAACACUAGCCACCAAUCAAAUAGUUGAAACUGUUGGCUGGCAGCAGGUAUGUUAACUUGUUCCAACAGUCCAGCUGAUAGUCGACUAUUAUGAUAGGUAGCUCUUUAUUCCAAAAAUCUGCUUUGUAUCAGCUGUCCGUUGGCCACAGAAGAGGAGAAUAAUCUUCUGUGUAGCACUGGCCAACCUGUAGCGGUGUUGUGAGUAAAUAAAUUAGUCUAGUUUUGACCUUUCUUCGCCGCAGCUAUGGAAGUGUCCUUGUACAAGUUACUGAACGAACCAGUAUGUGAGGCAUUGCUUUGCAUUCAAGAUGCUGCACUCUGUCCUCCUUUUCAAAACGAGGUGCAAAAACUGAAUUUUUAGUGCAACACACACACACAAAAAGAACAGCAGAGAUGGUAAAUAUAAAGAUUAGAAGUGAUUCUACAGUGGCAAUAAUGCAACAUCUCAUUUCACCAAGUAGUCAGUCAGUGAUACUACUACUACUUUAACCCAUCGUUCAUGGAUGGAUCAUCAGCUGCAGAUAUCAAUUCUUAAAACAAAAGCACCAGUGUUUGACUCGCAGAGGAUGUUUUGUGUGCCAUGUUACUGUAUCGCAAUAAUGAAAUGAAUUAGUUCUAUUUAAUGGAAAUCCUACACUUACUACCUGCAGCUUUGAAAACUUUAUUCAGUGUGUAUCAGCUCAAUGCUUGCGACUUUUGUACAGUAGAUGUAAAUAAUAGAAGAAAGAGAAAAAAAAAAUCACACAGGAGUCAUGCAGAAACAAAGGCCUGUUCACACUCAUGUGAAUGUGAAAUAUAUGGCUCUAACAAAAUUUGAAAAGCUCUAUUUUUUUGCUGUCGAAUCAACAUUAGACUCGCCUUCCGUGUAUUGACGUCACCAUUAAAUUAUUAUUGAGCCCAGGGCCAAAACCACACCUCACUGCUGCUUUUGCACCAACUUCUGCCAAUGUUUCCUGAUGUUCUUGGUAAUUGAUUGGCUGGAUGUUAUUGACAAUGGCACUUGACAUUUACUGUGAUUGAAAAAUUGUGGGCAACUGAAUCUGAGCAUUGCAUUAAGAAGUCAAAUGCAGCUACCACAUGAUCAGGAUAUAUGAACUAUGAAUUAAACCGUCUACAACAUGCUCCAAGUUGAUCAAUACUGGGGUACACAUUAAGACUUUAUUGCCGUUUUUUGUUAGUAAAGUAUUUAAAGGAGUGUUGAAGUUCAGAAGUAUAUUUAGCCUUCUUAUUAGUCACUGCAUUUCAUACAAAAAAUUCGUAACGUACAUUUUGCAGUAUCAUUCUACAGGGAAGAGGUACAGUUGUCCUCUACCAGGUGCUAAAUAACUGAUGUGGUCUUUUUAGUUUGAGACUUGCACAUUUACAUCAAUGCAAAUACACAAGAUAGAUCAAGACAGCCAUUUCUCCACCACAGGUCUGCUUAACAUUUUUUAUUUUAUUUGUUACUUUAUGACCCCUAACUUUAUUGCAGACUUCCAGCUAUGGAAAAUGAACACCAGCUAAGUGCUUGUACAUUUUGGCUGUGGUGGAUAAGUCUCUGUACGUUACCAGACACAGCUUAGAGUCUUUUGUAUUUUAGAAAGGCUGGUGGAAACGGUGAGAGUAGCCGUUUAAUUUCGGGGGUCCGCCCACCCGCCUGCUACUUUGACCACAUUUGAGCAAUGAGCUUCCUGCCCUGCAGAUAGUCCAAAUACUUCUACUCAGAGACGAUCCUCGGCCUCCCCCCAUGUGAUGUGGACAAUGGAGGCCGACAGUUAAAGAUGACCUGUGAGACAGGUGGUUCUUUUGAACACGUCAAUUAGUUGGUCUAACCAUAGAGUUUGGUGUUGUUUCAUUUUUUUUCUCCACUCAUGCAUGCGUACGGCCAUCUAAAAAAAAAAAGUAGUCUCCAGAUGUCCAUUCAUUUCAUACAUGCAGAGGAAAGUCAGCCCCGCGUACACCGUUACUGCCUCAUUUUGGUGUUUGUUAGCGUGGAAUAGCCAGGUGCAACUGAUGCUUUGAGUGAAAAGCACCAACACCUGCUUGAAUUCUUAUACUGUAUAUUCUACCGUUCGGUCUCAGUGCUUUAGCAGACUGAAUUGGUUCAGACGAGCCAAUAAGAGCAGUUUUGAGACUUAAGUGAAAAAAAGAUUUUGUGGCAACCGGGCUUUGAGACACUUUCUCAGUCUUUUUGUUGUUGGAGCAUAUCUCUAGAUUAGAGGUAAGAUAACCUUUAAAAGUGCAACCCAAAAUGAGAUUUUGAGAGUAGCCUGACUUUCGUAUGUGCGCUUUUGUAAAUAAUCUUACCUUCUGUUUGGUUGGUAGCUCAGCAUCUUUAUCUGCAGGAUUUCUUUUUUUUUUAAUGUUUGGAGCUUCCUCUGUUGAAUGUUUCAGCUUGCUGCUACAGCAUCACGUUUAAAGCCGGGGAUGGGAAUGAUUACAGAAUCAUUCAAGUGCUGAGUGACGCCUUUAUCUAUGUUAAGAAUAUCACAAACGUAACACAAUUGUCUGAGCAAAUGCCAAUCCUUUGUUGACGAUUCAUCAAAAAUCAACAUAUGCAACUUGUAUAUUCAUAUUGUGGUAACGUGAUUAAGCAGUCGUCAUGCAAUAUGCACAUUAUGUUUCUGGCAUUUGUCAUUUUUUAGCUUUUAGUCUGUUACAUCAGUUAAUAAUAAUAACUGGCAUUGAAAUUAUUUAGUUUCCAUCCCUCCAUAUAACAGCAAUGCAUUUUAAGUUUUGCUAUGCCAUGUUCGUAUUUCUUUACAUUUUUGCUUUGAGCUUAGGUCAUUUGAAGAUGAAAAAGCAAGAGCUGGUGGUUGGGUGUCUUCUUUUUUUCCAUUCUUUCUUUUUGUUUUUUGCAUUUGUUAUAAGGUAAGUGUGGCCACAUGUGUUAUACUUUAAGACACGUGUGUGUGAAAUCUGUCUGCAGCUACCUUUUGACUGGCAGAUACUGUAGCUUCGGCUGUGACGUGCUGAGCGCUGUUUAAUUGAAUUUGUCGUGCAACAUAAUAAAAAGGAUGCACAGAGGAAUUAGGAGCCAGGCUGGAGGAGUGAUUUAAAACUGGCUUUGUUGACCUGAUGCUUUAUCGACACAACUCAGCCUCCUCCCUUCAUUCACUUUGCCCCGUCUCCACUGCUUUUCUUUAAGUUUUAGUUUUAGUUUUAGUUUUUUUAAACUGAAACGCUUAUUCACUCGCCCACGUUGGCUGAAAACGUCUUGGGCUUUUUGUGUUGGAAAUGGACUUGUAACCUAAAAACUUGCCGAUUCUUCUUUGGACUGUUUGAAAAGGAUGUGAAGCUUUUCUUGAAUCAAACAUAUGGAGAGCUGUAAGGAAGGGAUUCAGUACUGUGUGUCCCUCUUUGCUUAACUUUACUUGACGGCAGAGCAGCGACGAUCUGCGGUCGCCGUGGGAGACCGCCGGAUCGCACCGCAACGCCCACAAAAAUGUUUGUCGUUGCAACCGUGUGCACUCAAGGCAGACGCAUGCUGUGACCUUUUGACUGUGUAGCAGUAUUGUUGUCGCCGUCUUUGUUACAUUUUUGAAAUUACUCGCUUUUUGAAAAUAAAGACAUUAAUUAAAUAUGCUUUUUUUUUCUUUCUUUUUAAUGGAUCGCAGGCUGUGACUGAAGAAUUGAUCAUUGUGUAUAGAUUAGAUAUCAGGGUGGCAUUUUGACCUAUUGACACAGGCCCCCUGGAGCCGAGGCCCAUCCCAUUAUGAUCAAUGAGGCGCAGUGUGUGCUAUGCAGCCUUGAAACCACCACCCUCACUGGUUUAUUUAUCACUGCCAAGCUGUUAGCGGAUGUGGCCGUUUUAAAUGCAGGGCCACUCUGUGCCCAGUGCUUGUUUUGUCAUAUAUGUUGUGAUUAUUGUGCGGCGUACUAAAGAGUGUGCGCUAACCUUGCCCUGUGUAGUGCAUACUAAAGAGGGGCCCUAAUAGGAAUGGAAUGACAGCUCGUGUGGAGAGGGGAGAACUGGUCUUAGGAGAGAUGAGUAGACCAGUGUGUGGCCCCCUCUGGGUGCUCAAGCUGUGCAUUGGUGCUUUUUUUUUUUUCUUUCUUUUUUUUUUAAGGGUUCCCCAGUCUGAAAACUUUGGUUUCCAAGACACAGGGAAAUGCAUAUAUGAGUGAAAUGCAAAUAAGGAAUGGUUUGACCAGCCUAGCCCUUGCCCUACACCUAGACCUGCUCUUCUUGAGCUGCAUUUGGUUGGGUGUUUUCUGCAUCCAGGUCCAACUGCAACGUUUUGUGUGUUUACUGUGUCAGGAUCACGUGUGGCUCUAGCUGGAUAUGACCAGCAAUAAAAAAACAAAACCCUCAGAAUCAGUUCUAGAUUAAGAGGGAGAAACUGUGGCUCUAAUUGUAGACACGCAGUGUUAAAGGCCACCGUCGAAAUCCACACGUCUGGUUUGCAGACAACAACCCGCCCCCCUGAGCAGGAUCUAGAUACAUUGAAUGAACUUGAUGGGAGGCGUCAACUUACUAUUAUAGCAUUGGAGGUUGUUGUUGUUGUUGUUGGUUUUAAAGGUUGGAGGAAUUGUGAAGGGUUGGUUAGAGAGAAGGAGGGAGGAAAAAGAGGGCAGGGACUUAAAGAACUCUGAUCAGGUGUUUAUUUGUCGAUCAAGAAGAAAAACAGAAAAAAAAGACUUUUUUUCCAGUAGAUCCUAGAAUCUUCCUUAAUGUUUACUCUUCACCUAAACAAAAUUCACACUGUUUCUUUAUCUCGUUUCCUGUCUCCCUCUUCUCUGACUAUGCUAUUCAUCUUUUGUUUAUUACAAAGUAUUAAACAAAUACAAGAACUGUAAAAUCUGAAUG